AUGGACAAUGGAGAAGUAUGCGCACGGUUCUUAGAAAGCGGCGUUACUUUUCUGUGCUUCAGAGAAAGCAGUUACGAGCUGCAGUUUACUUGGCAGAGCUCCUUCGUCCUCAGCGACACCUUACGUAGUGGUAUCAGUGACUAUGUCGUAGAAUGAUGUGUACUGUAGCGAACUGCUGUUCUUAUUGCUCACUAAAAGUGGCCCAGAUUGAA
Messenger RNA from Chondrus crispus (carragheen), 212 nucleotides. RefSeq lists its product as hypothetical. The record is from RefSeq and is a predicted model, not a curated record. The transcript has 2 exons. Lineage: Eukaryota; Rhodophyta; Florideophyceae; Gigartinales; Gigartinaceae. Bases 1 to 156 code for a protein of 51 amino acids.